AUGGAAAUGCUGAGCGACUACGAACGCGAGAGACUUAAGAACAUAGCGGAAAUAGAACUUCAGCGUACUAAAGGAAAAAAGCGCAAAUCCAAUUCUGAUACUGACAAAUCUAAUACUGUAAAUUUUGUGAGACGUUCAUCUCGUAUUAUUCAAGAAAAACGACAAUCAACAAAUUAUAAUGAACAAAGUGAUGAUGAAAAUGAUAAGAAAAAACUCAAACAAGGAUCAUUAAAAAUCAAAUUUCGUUGGUUUAAGUCAAGUGAAUAUCAAAAAUCAGAUGAAUUGUACUAUAGUUCACUUGCUGAUAGCGAUUUUAUUAAUGAUGAUGAAGAAGAAUACGGAUCUGACUAUGAGUUAUCUGUAGUAUCCUGGAUCAAAAGGAAACGUAAAGCACAUGUACCUCGUUUGGCUGUCUCUCAAGUAACACAAGAAAUGAUAGAAAAUAUUUCAUAUUCUUCAUCAGGAAAAGUAUAUAGUCAAUCUGGUACAACUUGUCACCAAUGCAGGCAGAAAACUGCAGAUCAGAAAUCAUAUUGUCGGUACAAGGGAUGUAGUGGUGUGCGUGGAAAUUUUUGUGGAUUUUGCUUGGGAAGAAGAUAUGGGGAAAAUGUUGCAAACGUUUUAGUUAACCCGAAAUGGGCCUGUCCACCAUGCCGUGGGUAUUGUAACUGUAGCAUUUGCAGACGAAGAAAAGGAAUGGCUCCAACUGGUCAAUUGGCACAACAGGCUUUGGCAGGCGGAUAUGAAUCGGUUAGGCAUAUGUUAUGUAGCAUAGAGGGUGAGAAUCCAGAUGUUAUGGACUUGGAAUUUGAUGAUGAAGAUAAUCAAAAUGGACCAGAUAAAAAUAAUAUCACUAAGGGUAGCUUGGAGAACGAACAAAACAAUCUUGAAACUCAACAUGACAAUGACAAUGUGUCAGAUGAAGUUAAAUGCAGUGACAGUGAUGAGCCAUGCAACUCUGCUAAUCAUAAAGAUAAAUGUGGAAUUGAAAAUAAAGAUACACAUGAAAUGAUUAUUGACAAACUUUAUAAGCAAUUAUUAUCAGAAGAUUAAUUAAACAGCCAAAAUAUUAAUCCAAAGAAAACACAGGGUAAUGAAAUAAAAAUAAAUUUAUUUACCCAACCUCUUUCAUAAAAUAGUUUUUAUUUUCAACAGUAUUAUUAAUUUAAUUUCAUAUUUAUU
This is a messenger RNA of Rhopalosiphum maidis (corn leaf aphid), 1182 nucleotides long. RefSeq lists its product as uncharacterized. Gene Ontology annotation, biological process: regulation of DNA-templated transcription. Gene Ontology annotation, cellular component: nucleus. Lineage: Eukaryota; Metazoa; Arthropoda; Insecta; Hemiptera; Aphididae. The record is from RefSeq and is a predicted model, not a curated record. The coding region runs from base 1 to 1053 and encodes 350 amino acids. The transcript is spliced from 6 exons.